AUGGCUGACCCUCCUUACGACCAGUUGCGCGAGCUGCAGUCAACUGAUUCCAGCGAAGCGCCGAACGACUCCGCCGAUCCGUUUCAGUAUCCUCAAAUCUUUGUUGAAACUUCAUUCGACACCCUCCUUCAUCAUUCAUAUCCCUCCCAUCCCUCCUCUUCGCAAGCCACGAUGAGGGAGGUGCACGGCCAACAAGGAACCGGCUCCUCGUUGAGUGAGAGCUGGGCUUCCAUCUCUGAUGCCGAGCUCUCUCAAGACGACGACCUCCGUUCAGAGAAGACAGACACAGGGUCACUCGUCGAUAUCCACAGUGCUGAUGACAUUCUGAGCGUGCGGGAAGAAGAUGCGUCCGCUGCAGACGAGGAGGAAGAGCCGGAGGAAGAGCCGGAGGAAGAAACUCCAUCCCCGCAUGAUCAUCCCUCCGCGCAGUAUACCUCACGCAUGGAGACAUCGGAGUGCACUCCUGCGGCUGGCACGUCGUUGACAGAGACCAGCUUGCUUCCCAAUCAUAUCACGCUAGACGAGCAUGACGCCAGUCUGGAUGGCGAGAACGUUUUUGUGCGCCACACCCUCGAAGUCUUCAAAUCAGCCGACCCGUUGGCACUAGGGUUUGAUAGAAGCGUGGUCCUGUCAGAGCCCAUUGGGAGCAUCCAGCUGGGCCUGAGCAAAUCGACGCUGCGGGACACUGGCCGACAAUCGCUGCGAAUGCUUAUGUUAGGCAAAGAUUACUUGCCAUCCCUUCGAAGCUCUGUUGUGGGCAAGAUUGCAGAUGCUUUGGUCGCCUCCGGAUCAGCGUUCGAUAAUAGCCCACCAAAUGCACCGUCUCGUUAUCAUGUUGUCCCCGAUUGUUUCGGCCCAGGUUCCACGCCCUCGACUGCCGAAGUGAUCCCUAUUGACUGCCAACUCGAGGUCGACAGCUAUCAGUCGGCCGAAUUUCUGGAUAGCAUGCACCAGUCGAUAGCCUUGUUCGAUGAGUCCUCCUCCAAAGUACUGCGGUCCGAAAGAUAUCACGAUGGCUUUUCUAUUCGAGGCCAGGAAGGAAGCAAGCCCGAUCUAGCUGUCGUUGUCGUUAGCAGCAAAGAUACCAGUGACCAGACGGAUAAGGUCUGCAUCAUGCUCAUUUUUGCCCAACGCCAUUCCAUUCCGGUAUUGGCCAUCACAGUUGAUGAAGACUGGAGCGCCGACUUUGUCCCUCUGGUGUUUGCGAAAUCGAGUGCGCAUAGGUGCAUCGAAGAUCUUCCCGUACGAAAGGGCGGUAUUUGUCGUCAGCUUCCACUGGAUCUGAAUACAUUGCUAAGCCUCAACCCCGCUCAACUCAGCCGCCACCUAUCGUACCUCGUAGACAGUCCAGGCAACGACAAGGAACGCAACCAGAAGCCAGAGAGGACGGACGUUCUGCUUUCAGACGAUGCCAGCUCUCGCAAAUACAUCCAGAAGCCUGUUCGGGUACUGGGUGUCUCAACCAUGUGGGAGCGAGUCAAGAGAUGCUCACCACUAAGUCCCAUGCUUCUGAUUUUGAUCUGUGCACUUCUUGUCAAUCAGUUUUGCGUUUCCCUGCUCGCUUACCAGAAAACUGGAUCAACAUUGGCCAACGACACUGUGGCUGUGCGCACGAGUGGCGUACCAACUUUAGCGAGCAGCCUUCUGAACACAAGCCGAACCGUCGUCGCCGUACCCACCGGCCUCGUUGACCCGCACGUACCAUUGACCAUUGAUGCUACCAAGUCAACGACCGGCAAAUUCGAGGUCGAAGUAGUGGGCAAUUCACAUCUGAUCGUGCGAACGCCACACGAGCCAAAGAAGACAAGCUUACUUGAUGUGAUUGUACUCAGAGACGAGGACCCUGUGCAAAUCGAAGUCAACCCUUUAUUCCCGUGUGUGUAUAGUGUGCACAUCACAAAGGAACAACUCUAUGGCAAGCUUGACAUUCAACUUGCCAUGACUCAUCCGCAUGUGGUCGACAACAUCAAGCUCGACCUCGGGCCACAGCCGCUAGACGUGUGGAUCAGAAGCAUGAUUGAGGAAACUGGGCAAAGUGUGCGGCAGUCCCUGAUCCGGCUCCAGGGUUCACUCCAGAAGCGUCAGUGGUCCGAGGGUCAGCAAAAGGUUAUUCAGCACGCGCAGGAUACUGGAUUCGCUUUGUCUCGGCAGUUUAAAGCUGGCCAGAAGCGACUGGACUUCUGUCGUGCCAGACUGGCAGCAUUUGACGCAAAGCGCGAGGCGUUCAACAGACGCAUGGAUGUUAGAGGAGCAGCGCUGCUGAAUAACUGGAUAGGCUCGCUCAAGCAGAGCAGAGCUAUCAACGACGUACUCUCAAAGGUCACUGCAGUGCGACACCGAAUGGACGGAUUUGAUUUGAGACAUCGAUUCCAGCAAGCUGCGCACAACUUGCACGACAAUAUGCAGUCAGACACUCUCGCAACUGCGCAGGAUCGAGCUCAACACAUUGUCAAGGAAUGGCGUCAUAGAAUGGGUCGUCGUCGCGGGCUUUGA
Messenger RNA from Cyphellophora europaea CBS 101466, 2493 nucleotides. RefSeq lists its product as uncharacterized. The record is from RefSeq and is a predicted model, not a curated record. NCBI's taxonomy places the organism in Eukaryota, Fungi, Ascomycota, Eurotiomycetes, Chaetothyriales, Cyphellophoraceae. Bases 1 to 2493 code for a protein of 830 amino acids. The transcript has a single exon.